CUCUUGCGGGUGCUCUCGUGUGCGCUUCAUCUGUCUGCUGCUGCUCAGUGCGGAUGGUCCCGGGUCUGGAGGCGGAGGGCCGGACAGCGAACUUUCUGCAGCUCCACUCCGGACGAGACCGACACACGCACAGCCCAUGAGGGGGGAAGACGCGGCCGUGGUGCAGCCCGCAGACCGCGUGUAGACCACCGGCUUGAGGCACACACACACACACACCGACCGAGGCUCCGCGUGUCUCCCGUAGACCAGCCCCCGUGCGCCUGGCUGUCUUUGUUCACCGCGGUCACAUCUGUCCUUCUGCAGCCGACGAUGGAGCCCUCAGACCGGGGACAGCGCUCCGAGGACGAGACGGAGUACGAGGACGAGGAGGUGGACCCCAGAAUACAGGGGGAGCUGGAGAAACUCAACCAGUCCACAGACGACAUCAACAGAUGUGAGACGGAGCUGGAGGAUGCCCGUCAGAAGUUCCGCUCGGUGCUGGUGGAGGCUACAGUGAAGUUGGAUGAUUUGGUGAAAAAGAUCGGAAAAGCUGUGGAGGAGUCCAAGCCGUACUGGGAGUCUCGCAGACUUGCCAGACAGGCUCAGCUGGAGGCUCAGAAGGCCACCCAGGACUUCCAGAAGGCCACAGAGAUGCUGAGAGCCGCGAAAGAGACCAUCUCCCUGGCCGAGCAGAGGCUUCUGGAGGAGGACAACCGGCAGUUUGACUCCGCCUGGCAAGAGAUGCUCAACCACGCCACACAGAGGGUGAUGGAGGCGGAGCACACAAAGACCAGGAGUGAGCUGGUGCACAAAGAGACUGCCGCCAAAUACACAGCAGCCAUCGGGCGCAUGAAACAACUGGAGAAGAAACUCAAACGCACCAUCAACAAGUCCAAGCCCUACUUUGAGAUGAAGGCCAAGUUCUAUCUUCAGUUAGAGAAUCUGAAGAGGACUGUAGAUGAGCGCCAGGCCAAGCUGUCCCAGGCCAAAGCAGACUACAAGAGCGCUCUGAGAAACCUGGAGAAGAUCUCAGAUGAAAUCCACGAGAGAAGGCGCAGCUCCACCAUCGGGCUCCGGGGCCCAGGGGUGGGGGCGGAGGGGGACAGCGUGUCUGGAGACGACCUUUCUGGAUUCAAAAUGGAGUCUGAUGGCAUUUCCAUGACGUCGGACUGUUUUGACGAUGAGCCUUGUGCGAGUGGCUCUGUAGUGUCUGAAGAGGACUCCGCCUCCACUUGCAGUUUAGGCUCCUCCCCCAGCAGCAGCCCCCAGGACCUGCUGAUGUCGCCAUUCACCAGCGCGUCCUCGCCCUCUUUCGACUCCGCCUCCUCAGACACAAAUUCCUCCCCCUCCUCCUCCCCGGCCCCGCUAUCUCGACCCUGCAGUCUGGACCUGCCCAGCUCCGUGUCCCUGUCAGACUUUGGGCUCAUCUCUCCCGUGCUGGGCCCACGCAGCGAAUGCAGCGGAGCGUCAUCUCCGGAGUGUGACAUAGAAAGAGGUGAUCGGGCCGAAGGUGCUGAGGGCGACCUGGACAACGCUCCCGUCACCACCAACAACAACAGCGGGACCCCCAACCCCACCAAAACAUUCAGCCUGGAGGCACGCUUCAGCUUCCUCAACCUACGGAGACCCAGAGAAGACAAAAGUACAGACAACUGCCCCCAGAAAAGUGCAGCGUCCGGGCAGACUGUAGUUAUGGUCAAAGGAGUCUGAUGGACCCGGGACCUAUGGACUAGACUUUGAUUGAAACUGUGCUAUGAUUUUUGUCCCCAACUGCACGCCAUACAAAUGGAAGGAUUUCUCUUAUUGAAGGAAAAAAGCACUUGGACAUUAAAGGUGCACUGUGUAACUUCUAAGGUGGAGGAUACUUGCUUGUCUCCAUGGAGAUGUUAUUUCUUUGCCUUAGACUUAGACAAACUUUAUUGAUCCACAAGGGAAAUUAUUUGGACACAGUAGCUCACACAUCACAAUAUAUUAAAAUACCAUAUUUUAUGCCCUAUUAGGCGCUCUGAAUUAUAAGGCACACUGUAAUAAAAUUGUCUAUUUUCAAACUUUUUUCACAAAUAAACCGCAUUGGACUUUAAACGAAACACAACAGUUCGAUGGGUCAGUGGGACUUUGUUUUGCGUGUUCACAAUGACUCUCGGCUUUGUUCAAUUGUGGCGUUUAGGGAGGGUGCUGUCUGGGACCAUUGGAUUGUUGACGUGUUCGCAGUGACUCAGUUGUUCAGUUGUGUCUAGAAGUGGCACAUUGCACUCGCUUUUUCGGUUCAUUCCUCCGUUCCGUUCCUCGUCAGCGUGGAGUGAUGAGUGUGGCUGCGGGUGUUUUUCGCUGCGCGGCUCUCUGCUCCGUGCGUGUUUGCGUGCGCUGCGGAUGGUGCGGCUUUGUAGUUUGCUUAGGUCGUGCUGGGACACCCGAGUGUAUUCGUGUAUAGGGUGCUCUGGACUGUGGGGCGUGCAGUCAUUUGUUGAUGGGGUUGGAGGCUUAAGAGUGCGCCCAAUAGCCCGGAAAAUACGGUAACAAAAAACAAAAAUAAUAAAUUCUAAAUAAGUAGCAACAAUAGCAAGAGACAGAGACAAGUAAAAAUAAAAUGAAAUAUAAAAAUAAAGUAAUAAAAAAAUAUUGCCUGGAAUGUUCCACAGUAUGGCAUGAAACCUAUUUCCUUUACAUUUGUUCAAUUACAGGUGUUUGAUAGCUCAGAAAUACCUUAAAAAAAUAAAAAUUAGGUCUUGCCAUGAACCUGUCUCCAUUGUGAUUACAAAGUGGAAUAAUCAAGGGAAAUGGUAAGAUCUCCAUGGAGACAAGCGGGUGAUGGACCCUCCAACAGAAAAUUUACACAGAGAAGCUUUAACACAGAUAAGAGGGGUUGCAUUGUGCACUUGGAAAACCACUGGAACUGCACAUUUAAUAAAAUUAAAAACAUUCUCACAAAUUGUAAUGUGUACAGAGCGGCCAUGUUGGUGGUAUGAUAUAUUUGAUAUAAGCUCCACAUAAGCUAGUUAAGAUUUUUUCAUUGAUAACAUAUGGAAGUUCUAUAUUUGCAAAUUGCUGCAAUAUCUUAAAAGUUUGUUCUUUUAAAGAGUCCAUAUUACGCUACUUUCUGAUCUAUGUUAUGUUGUUUUCUCAUCACAAACAUACCUGGAGUUGUUUUGUUUUAUACACAAAAGCCUGCAGAUUUACGCUGAGUUCUCUCAAACAGAAAACACUCCAUCUUGUUUUCCAUCUUGUAGUAAUACAGAAAGUGUUCCACAGUAUUUUAAAAUUCUAUACACCUUCACUAGAAUCACUUGGAUAAUUUCAGCCCUGGAAUUGCCAGUUUCUAAAAAGAUAUAAAAUAGGUGUUAACUUGAAAACUACCGCUUCAUGUAGAACAGAGCAUUUUGAGCUUUGGACAUUACUCAGACAAGUGUGAAUGAAACAAAACACAACUCCAGGUAUGUUUUUGAUAAGGUAACAGCAUUAUAACAUGGCUUAAAGCUCACAAGAGUCACGUUGCAUAUUGUAGGACCUUUAAAGUUCCAUGGCAAAAAAAUAAUUCUUUUUACGUCAGCACUUAAUAAUGUAGCGAGCGUUGGAACACAUGAUUUCUCCCCAGUCACUUUGAAGAAACCGCUGUGUCCUUGUGUUUGUGAACUUUAUCUUUGUGAUAUGUUCAGUGUAAAUGAUGUAAAUGUUUAAUGUGGUCUUUCACAUCUGCUAAACCAUGACCCAGCCCAUGUUAUAAGUGUUUUCUACUUUGAACAGAAUGUCUGCGUUUGAAUGAAUGAAAUAAAAUAAUGUGUAACUAUUGCAAA
Messenger RNA from Boleophthalmus pectinirostris (great blue-spotted mudskipper), 3770 nucleotides. It is a transcript of the gene sh3bp5b, whose product is annotated as SH3-domain binding protein 5b (BTK-associated). Gene Ontology annotation, molecular function: protein kinase inhibitor activity. Lineage: Eukaryota; Metazoa; Chordata; Actinopteri; Gobiiformes; Gobiidae. Gene Ontology annotation, cellular component: cytoplasm. Gene Ontology annotation, biological process: intracellular signal transduction; negative regulation of protein tyrosine kinase activity. The coding region runs from base 310 to 1689 and encodes 459 amino acids. The record is from RefSeq and is a predicted model, not a curated record. The transcript has 9 exons.